AUGCUGAAAGAUCAAUUGAAGAUUGAAUUGAAAAAAUGGGAGUAUGCUUUCAUAAAGGAACAUGGCCGGGAUCCCAAUAAGGAUGACAUCAAGAGACUACCGGAGAUAAGGAACAUGUACAAGAAAUACGCCAGGCUGCGGAAGGACCACUCGCCUGUAGCUUCACAUUCUGCACAGGAGCAGCGUUCUUCCGCUAAAGCUUCUGUAAUGGAGCUGGGACCUACGCCUCAGAUAUAUGGCAAGGCGAUGAGUAUCUUUGAUAUGAAUAUCUCACCUAUUAAGACGUCUCCAAUUGACGGAACCAGGGACAGUGAAGAACCCGUGAUCAUAAAGCACACGACUGAUGAUCUCCCUGCGUGUGAGGACCUGCCAGUCAAGCGACAACUGACCUUCACUUCCCCUGCACCGAGUUCAUCGCCAAGAAAAGGGUCUGAUUGCAGGCACAAGGCAUAUGGUCCCAACUCGCCUUUGAAAUGGGAGAAGGAGAAUUUACACAUAAGCAUAAAAUGCGUGUCGCCGCUGAAGCGAACGCCUGUCAAAGGCUUUAAUCAAGGAACAGUUUCCUUUAGCCCUUCCCCUCUCGUACGGAGACCAUUAACUAGGCCCCUACUAGAAUUAAUGAAGGAACAUGAAGCCAUUGUGGAAGAAUUUAAGCAGAUGGAGGACAAGGACGAUGAGACUUUGCUUUCGUCGAAAAGACCUGACAACAUCUUUGCCGAGGAAGAGGAGAUAGUGCUGGAUGAUGAAAGGAAAACAGUAAAGACCAGAAGAAGGAAGAUACUGCGAAGAAAAGUUAUAGAAGAGCAGAAUGAGGGAAUUGAAAAAAACAUAGCGGAGGAAAUAACGAAACUGAAGCAGCAACGCGUCAAAGACUUCUUGGGUGUUAAUGAGAAUUCGACGGAAGAUAAUGACGAUUCAGCGGCAGGGCCAGAUCAACAGCAAGAACAAGGUAAAGAGACAAUAACGAAAUCCAUGCAGAAAGGCGGCAGGAAAAGAAAUAAGAAAUACAAUCUUGUGAGCAACAACUUCAGAAGGCUCAAACUGCCGACAAAAAAGGCAGGAAACCGUCGGUGGAAUAAUAGAAGACGAUAA
This is a messenger RNA of Torulaspora globosa, 1092 nucleotides long. RefSeq names its product Sld2p (gene SLD2). The record is from RefSeq and is a predicted model, not a curated record. NCBI's taxonomy places the organism in Eukaryota, Fungi, Ascomycota, Saccharomycetes, Saccharomycetales, Saccharomycetaceae. The coding region runs from base 1 to 1092 and encodes 363 amino acids. Gene Ontology annotation, biological process: double-strand break repair via break-induced replication; DNA replication initiation; mitotic DNA replication preinitiation complex assembly. Gene Ontology annotation, molecular function: DNA replication origin binding; single-stranded DNA binding. Gene Ontology annotation, cellular component: DNA replication preinitiation complex. The transcript has a single exon.